AUGACGGCUAACGGAGUGCCUCUGCCGUGGGACAGCAACCGGAGGCCUGGGCGCGUGAAUCCGACCCGGCUGGUCCUCGCCUUGCGCUGGGAGAGGUUUGAGGAGGUUGUGCAGAAUGGCGGGAAAAUCCAGAUGUACUUAAAGACUGGAGUGGAUUAUCGCAAGCCAGACGAGACGACUCCACCAUGUCAAGAUGGGAACACCACGGACUGUGUAAUGGGUGGCUUUGCGGCGGCCUACUUCCAGGUCCCAGACAAGAGCGAUCUGACGCUCGAGCUGCAUGUGAAGGUCCCUGGAGAAGCAGAUCUCUCCCAUUCCUGGGACAUCCAAACCGCCGACGCAGGCUCGGGAGACGCGCAGGCGAGGAUCGCGUUCCUUUACCAAAACCAUUCGGAGUACCUGAAGAAAUGGCGGACAGGCAGCCUCUCCGACAACACCAAAUUUACCAACGCUUGGUUUAAUGAGAAGUUUGUGGACAAGGAGCUGACCAUCCAUGAUAUUGAUUCCUCGAACUUCAAGCCAAACCUGGAAACGAACGGCUUCGAGAUUGACAGCACCGGGGCGCUGAAGAAACCGCUGGAUGACCUCAUGCACGACAUGGAGCGCAAAGACGUGAAGCAAGAGUUCAGAACCGAAGUGGUCGAGUUCAUGAAAGAUGACUGCUACAUCAAUACCACCGAGGAUCUUAUGAAUCUGUCCCAUUACCUGGACGGCGACACUUUCACCGGAGGGCUCUGCACCAACGAUCUGUUCUACGAUGGGUCACUUCCUUUGUCGUUCAUCCACUAUCCCCGGCUGAGUGGCGCGAAGUUGCUCAGACUGUUCACGUGUGAGCGCAGGCAGUCCACGGUGAGUUGCGACACGCCAGUCAACUUCAGCACCGAGCUCCCUACGCCUCUGAAGCUUACGUACGAAAAGAAGGUUUCGAGAGAGGUCAACACUACGCGUGCGGCAGCAAUGCACACAGGUGCAGCAUUGGCACUGAUGGCACCCGAACAGCGAGAAGAGGUUUGGAAGCAGGUGAGCGGCGAGGACGUCGUAGUCGGCAGCAGAACAACUCGUGUCUUGGGCGACACCGAUGAGCUUGUGGAGGUGAUGAGGACGGCCAUUGAUCUCUCCGAGAAGUUGGUAGCAAGCAUGGAGAAGGCGAGCGAGGAAUGGUGGAAAAGCAAGACUGGAACGGAGACCAAGGGGGCGUGCUUCUCCAUGCAACCCCGCCACACCCGCUUGGGCAUGAGGGGCCUGCCGAUCGCCCACGUCGAUGCAACAAGUGUGAGCGAGUGGUUUAAGGAAGGUGGUGCAUUUCCCGCGUCCGCCCUCAAAGGAUUUGAGGACAAGCUGGGCAUGAACGUUUCCGAGGCACUGAAGCAUGCUGUUGUGACCUUCAAUGAGUGGGUGAACGCGGGCUCCGACCCGAUCCAUGAGCUCCCACUCACCAUCUUGGACACGUCCACCCUUGAUGCGGAGGAUCUGGAGACGGCCUGGUUUCAGGCGUCUUUGGACUCCAGGAGCCUGAGAUUUUCGCCGAAGCAGAGGCAGGUUUAUUCUCUGGGGGGGGGGGUUAAAGGGUUUGCGGGCAGACCGACAUACGUAGCUUUUUGUACAUAG
Molecule: messenger RNA, 1608 nt
Organism: Symbiodinium sp. CCMP2456
Lineage: Eukaryota; Dinophyceae; Suessiales; Symbiodiniaceae
Source: the annotation of a GenBank genome assembly